Molecule: messenger RNA, 1968 nt
Organism: Solea senegalensis (Senegalese sole)
Lineage: Eukaryota; Metazoa; Chordata; Actinopteri; Pleuronectiformes; Soleidae
Product: syntaxin-binding protein 4
Exons: 19
Coding region: 121-1890 (589 amino acids)
Molecular function (GO): protein binding
Source: RefSeq, a predicted model, not a curated record
UGUACACAGACAGACAGGCAGACAGACAGACAGACAGAGCAUCAUGUGGCUCAGAGCUGAAGGCUAAGAGCUGGAGCAGCGGCACAGCGAGCGAACGACACCACAGCUCCAUGCGUCAACAUGCCAACGUUCUCAGUCAUGUAUAAAGGAGCAGUGAUCAUCAGCAGGACUCUGAUGGGUCCGUACGGAGUAGACCGAGCUGUUCAUUCCAUGGAGUUCACAGACUGUGAGAAUGGCCUGGGAAUUAAAGUGAUCGGUGGAGUGAAGGAGCUGACGGGAGAGGAGUUUGGAGUCUAUGUCAAACGGAUUUUACCAGGUGGCCUUGCUUCAAGUGACGGUAAACAGGAUUUCUCACCUGUCCCAGGGAACCUGCUGCCAGGGGACCAGAUCUUGGAGGUGAAUGGUGGAAGUCUCGUAGGAGUGACAAGUGAAAGGGCUGUGGACAUCUUGAGAGCAGCCUCUGCGACCAAUCACAUGCGACUUCUCAUAGCCAGAGAUGAGGAGGCAAAGAGAGAAUUUGCAGAGCUGAUGGACAAAUAUGGAUCUAAUGGCAGCACAGGAUCAACACGAAACUCUCCCAUCCAGCAAGGCGGUCGCUGCCUGGAGAGCACCUCGUCUGGCUCGUCGUCUCGCUCUCAGAGUCCUUUGGCGUUGAGCCCGGCAGGCUCUCAGAACAUGUACAACAAUGGUGGUCCCAUGCUGCGCUCCCUCAGUCACCCGGGUGAAGGAGUGAUUCAGCUGCUCACUGUGGCACGAUCCACUAGUUUUGGCAUCACCAUCGGAGGAGGCUCCAACAGGCCUGACGGCCCUGCUGUCUUCAUCCAGGAGGUUCUGUCUGGAGGAGACUGUCACAGGGACGGACGUCUGAGGCCUGGCGAUCAGCUCAUUGCCAUUAACAAAGAGUCCUUGAUAGGUGUUACCCAAGAGGAGGCCAAGAGCAUGCUGAACAGAGUCAAACUCAGCCAAGAACACUCGCUGGAGAUCGCCUUCAUUCCAGGGAAAGGACUUUUUCCAAGCAGCUCGUCUCUCCACAACGGAGUCCAGCGAGCCGCUGGGAACAGCUACAACUCUGCACGAUUAAAAGUUCACAUCAGAUCACCCGAGAUUUGUACAGAGGAGCCAGCUCCAGGGUCCUCACUGUCUCCUGACAUCUGCCCACCAGAUAUUCAUAUAUCAGAUUCAACCAGCCAACGGUCACCAACGGCAACCAAACCCAAGAUCACACUGGACCCCCACAUACGCCUCAAAUCAGACAAGUUAGACUUGGCCUUGUCUUUCCUCGGGUUGGACGUCACCGAAGAAAAGAGGAAGAAGUUGAGACAGGAACUGACCACAGACCCACAAGGCACUGUGGCCUAUGGAGAUUUUGUGGAGGCCAUUCGGAGCAUCUUCCAGGAGAACCUGGAGGAGCUGGCUUUAGGGGAGGCUCCCUUCAUGUUCUCUUACCAUGAAGCAGCCAGCCUGCUGGACACGUCUGCCUUUCAUUCACCUACAUAUGAAUCAGAGUGCAGCUACAGCAGUGAGGAUAUGGACCAGUUUCAGACAGAGGUGAAGCAGCUGCACACCCAGAUGAAGCAGCUAAAGGUGAUGCUGAAGGACAUGGAGCACAGCAAGAAGACCCUGGAGGAGGAGCUGCAGAAGACCACAGAGAGAGCGUGUCUGACUGUGGAGGAGAACCUGCGUCUGAAGAGUCGCCUGCAGGCAGCGGAGGCUGACGUGGUGCAGAGGCCGAGCAGCAGCGCCGAGCAGGACUAUGAGGAGGUGAUCCAGCUGCUGGAAGCUGAGAUCAGAGACCUGAAGAGCCAGCUGGUCACCACGAGGCAAGCAGACGCAGAGGACACCGCCAAGGGGGGAGGUGCUGGAGGUGAACAGGAGUCUGAAGACCACUGACUGUCAGCUGAAGAGAAUGUCCACAGUGCUGACCACACCUAGUCUGUUUGGAGGAGAAGGAGGGUAAGAGACCGCUGA